UGGAAAGCUGGUUUCACCAAAAUGGAAAAAUUUUAAAGGCUUGAAACUUCAGUGGAGAGAUAAAAUCCGUCUCAAUAACGCCAUCUGGAGGGCUUGGUACAUGCAGUACCUGGAGAAGCGCAAGAAUCCAGUGUGCCAUUUUGUGACUCCGCUGGACGGCUCUGUUGAUGUCGAUGAACAUCGUCGGCCAGAGGCCAUUGCAACCGAAGGGAAAUACUGGAAACGAAGAAUUGAAAUAGUGAUCAGGGAAUACCACAAGUGGAGAACAUACUUCAAGAAAAGGUUACAGAAACAUAAAGAUGAAGAUCUUUCAAGUUUGGUCAGGGAUGAUGAUGUGGUUCUCUGGCAAAAAAGAAGGUAUGGCAGAGAAACUCCUGUCCCUAUGGAGGAAGGCAGCCUCUUGGAUGCAGAUAUGCUUAUGUCCGAGUUCACCGACACGCUGUUCUCCACACUGUCUUCACAUCAACUGGUUUCCUGGCCAAAUUCCAGGGACAUAGCACACUUAGGAAAUGCUGACAUGAUUCAACCAGGGCUUAUUCCUCUCCAGCCAAAUUUUGAUUUUAUGGAUACUUUUGAGCCUUUUCAGGAUUUAUUCACACCCAGUCGUUCCAGUAAUUAUUUCCCUUCUGUGUCUGCUGUCAGCUCAGCUACAACAGACAGCAGCAGCCAUUCUUCCCAGUCUACUGUCCUGUCGUCGGGUUCAUUGCCCAACACGCUUCCAGAGGGGAACAUCAGUGAUGGACUGAUUGCUUCCUCAGUACCUGCUCCUGUCAUUCCUGAUGUUGGCACUGACCAGUGUUCCAGCAUUAGAAGCGGGGGAUCUUUCAUCCAGCCACCAGACUUCACUCCCGACUCGUCUCUCAGCGGGCCACAAACUUUUAUGCCAGUGUUUCAGACACCCUUGCCACUGCUUCAACCUGCGACACAACAGCACCAGUCCCCGUUGCCUGCAGUGCCUCUGAACUCCAGCUUAAGCUCUCCACCAUCUACAUUUGAUGCCCCAGAAACUCAGAAGUUUGGCCUCUGUGAAUCUACAGUUAUCACCCACACAGCUUCUGCUACUUUGACCCACAAUGUCCCUGCCACCACCUUCAGCCAGAGCCUGAACCUUCUCCUGGCAACACAGCAGCCAGGUGCAGGAGUGCCUUGUAACCUGACUUUCCAGACUACUGUCCUGCAGGGGCAGCCCCGGCCCCAGCUGCAGUCUGAACUGACAUUUGCACUCCCCAAAGUUGUUCCUCUGGCCAGUGCUGAGACAAGGCCCAAACAGUCACAAAAAAUAGUGCCUGCUCCGAAGCCUGAAACAGUGUCCUUAUUGUUAAAGAAUGCCUUCAUCACCCCAGCUGCCUUUCAGGGACAGUCCAGAGCUGUGAUUGUAACUCCAGCACCUUUAAAAAGAGAGGGGAUUUUGACGCCAGCCACGUCUCAGUCUAAUGUUGCAAUUGCACCAGCUGGAAUUGUCAGAGCUCCCGGGGUGACGGAGUUCCGUAGUAACAUUCUGGUUGGUCCAGCACAGCGAGCACCAAGUAGUCAACAAACCCAGUCCACAGUCUCACAUCUCUUCUCUCCUAUUGUAGUCCAGGAUGUGUUGGUGAAAGAAGAGCAAAUCCCUUCCCACAGUAGCAGUUCACAAGUUCCCUCACCUACACCUAGCCGAGACUGUCAGAAUUCAGGCCAAGCUUCCCCCUGCGCCUCUGAGCAGAGUCCCAGUCCACAGUCUCCCCAGAACAGCUGCUCAGGAAAACCUGCCACUGACCCUAAUACGGCUGCAUUGGAGAAUCGAAGAAUGAAGCAUAUUUCAGAACAAAAACGAAGGUUUAAUAUCAAGAUUGGUUUCAGUACUCUGAACACCUUGGUACCAGCCAACUCCAAGUCGAUCAGCCAUGCAAUCACGCUCCAGAAAACAGUAGAAUAUAUCGCUAAACUACAGCAGGAAAGAACACAGAUGCAAGAGGAAACCAGGCGCCUUCGGGAAGAAAUCGAGGAGCUAAACGCUACCAUCAUUUCUUGUCAACAGCAGCUCCCUGCUACCGGGGUUCCCAUAACACGGCAAAGAUUUGACCACAUGAGGAGGUUGUUUGAUGAGUAUGUGAGAAGCAGGACCCUGCAGAACUGGAAGUUUUGGAUUUUCAGCAUUAUUAUUAAGCCAUUGUUUGAGUCCUUCAAUGGGAUGGUUUCGACAGCAAGCUUUAAGGAUCUGGAUCAAACUGCAAUGGCCUGGUUGGAUCAGCACUGUUCUCUUCCUGUUCUGAGGCCAAUGGUGCUGAACACCCUCCGGCAUCUCAGUACGACGACCUCAAUUCUGUCAGAUCCAUCAUGCCUGCUAGAGCAAGCUGCUGAGGCCGUUAACAAGUCGAACAAAACAGCUGGCGAAACCUAACAACCAAAGACAAUGAGUUGCUUAUACAAGGGGUGGAGAACCUGCCAGUCUAGCAGCCUGGCCAGUCUCUUUUCAGUCAGUGCACUUUAGAAAGAAUUCUCUCCAUCGCUCAAGACGUUUUUCAGGGCAUCUGGCUCUGCUUUCAGAAUAUGUGGAAGUAUGAUGCAACAUUGUCAUAACGUUUUGAUUCCUCUUCAGUGCUGUGCUGUACUCCGUUAAGUGAGAAAACACCAAGCUCAGGUAAAUUUAGCAGGUUUGAGUUCCUGCAGGCAGCAAUAUAUCUCCAUCAAUGCAGCAUGCAUCUAUAUGCAACAAACAUAUUUCUAUGAAACAGCUUCAAGUACUAAGUUCUCUGAAGUGUACACCAAGGAAUGUUCUCUUCAAGGGAAAUACACUUUCAAUUUCAUGAAACAAAAUGUGCUUUUUAUUUUGUUUUCUGGUAUUCAGUUACAUUUGUUUUACUUGAAUAGUGAAAAUUGUUAAACAGGAUCAUAUUAAAAACCAAAGGAGAAGAAAAAUCCAUCGAUGAUGUCAACUUGUGGCAAAAAUAUUAGAAUUAAACUCUCAGGCUGUGUUUUGUGUAUUUUUAUUUUAAUGAGUGAAUCAUUGCAUAUGGUCAGUUUCAAGAUGUGCUUUAUUUUCUAGCAAAUAAAGUAG
This is a messenger RNA of Antrostomus carolinensis (chuck-will's-widow), 3037 nucleotides long. It is a transcript of the gene MLXIP, whose product is annotated as MLX interacting protein. The annotation marks the transcript as partial. Gene Ontology annotation, biological process: regulation of transcription by RNA polymerase II. The transcript is spliced from 16 exons. The record is from RefSeq and is a predicted model, not a curated record. Lineage: Eukaryota; Metazoa; Chordata; Aves; Caprimulgiformes; Caprimulgidae. Gene Ontology annotation, molecular function: protein dimerization activity; RNA polymerase II cis-regulatory region sequence-specific DNA binding; DNA-binding transcription factor activity, RNA polymerase II-specific. Gene Ontology annotation, cellular component: nucleus.